This is a messenger RNA of Sesamum indicum (sesame), 2862 nucleotides long. It is a transcript of the gene SWI3C, whose product is annotated as SWITCH/sucrose nonfermenting 3C. The record is from RefSeq and is a predicted model, not a curated record. Lineage: Eukaryota; Viridiplantae; Streptophyta; Magnoliopsida; Lamiales; Pedaliaceae. Gene Ontology annotation, molecular function: protein binding.
AUUAAUUAAAAAAAAAAAACAACAUUUCCCCCAAAAUAGAAGCUGCUCCACCCCCCAAAGCACACUACAGUUUCUAGAGAGAGAAAAACACUACAAAUCCUCUCAUUCUCUUCUCUCUUUCUCUCUCACACACCACACACACACUUCACGCACCACAAUCUCAACUCUCCACCUCACCAAUCACAGAGACCCCACAAAUCUCUCCCCCUUCCCUUAAACCUCAAACCCUCCAUAAAUCUCUCUCAAAUUUCCCCUUGAGCAAUGCCAGCUUCCUCCUCAGAAGCAAGAGCAAGGUGGAGGAAGCGGAAAAGAGAUCAGUCAGCUGCGCGCAAAUCUAAGCUGAAAGAACAUGAGAAUGAUGACAUAUUCGAGGACAAUGAGGAUGAUGACGACCCCGAUCUGGACCCGCCACAAACCCACCUGGAAGCUGAAGAUGGUCACCCCAAUCAUAGCAUGGAUAGGACGAACCAGAUAAUGGGAGAGAGAGAGAGUGAAAAGUUGGUUGGUGGUGGAGUAAAAAUUUGUGAGUUUCCAAUUGCAAUUAGGAGGGAGGUUAAUAGGCCUCACUCAUCAGUCUUUCAAAUUGUGGAAGCUGAGAGGGCUGCACGAAAUGGGGAUAGCAGAGGUGAGGGGCAAGGUGGGGUGGCAGUGUUGGAGAACAUUUCUUAUGGGCAGCUGCAGGCGCUUUCUGCUGUGCCGCGUGAUAGUCCAGCUCUUUUAGGAGUUCCCACUGAGGAGACUGCAAGCGGCAGCGGGGGUGGGUCAUAUGUCAUCACGCCACCCAGGAUAAUUGCAGGCCAUGGUGUUACUAAAAGGCUUGGGAGUGCAGGCCGUGUUCAUGUUGUCCCAGUACAUUCAGACUGGUUCUCUCCAAAUUCAGUGCAUAGAUUGGAGAGGCAAGUGGUGCCACACUUCUUCUCUGGGAAGUCUGCAGAACAUACUCCUGAAAAAUACAUGGAGUGUCGGAAUUUUUUUGUUGCGAAGUAUAUGGAGAACCCAGAAAAGCACUUAUCAGUUGCCGACUGUCAGGGGCUAGUAGCAGGUAUUGACAUUGAUGAUUUAACUCGAAUUGUGAGGUUUCUGGAUCACUGGGGGAUUAUCAACUAUUGUGCAACUCCACUUAAGCUUGAGCCUCAGAAGGACGGGACGUACUUGUGUGAGGACUCAAAUAGUGAACUUCAUGUGCCUUCCGCUGCUUUGAAAUCUAUUGAUAGCUUAAUCAAGUUUGAUAAGCCAAAAUGUAGGCUCAAGGCAGCCGAUGUUUAUCCAGAACUUGCAUGUCAGCGUGACCAGGACUCUGACUUUGAUAGUACUAUCAGAGAGCAGUUAUCUGAGCAUCGAUGCAAUUGUUGUUCCCGAUCUAUCCCUACUGUGUACUAUCAAUCACAGAAAGAGAUUGAUGUGCGAUUGUGUUUGGAUUGCUUUAAUGAGGGAGGAUUUGUUGCUGGUCAUUCUAGCCUGGAUUUUAUGAAGGACAAUUCCAUGAAAGAUUAUGGAGAUGUGGAUGGUGAUAGUUGGAGUGACCAGGAAACGUUACUGCUGCUCGAGGGAAUGCAGCUGUACAAUGAAAACUGGAACAAAAUUGCAGAGCAUGUUGGCUCAAAGUCAAAAGCACAGUGCAUCCUUCAUUUUGUCCGUCUUCCUCUGGAUGGUGUUCCAUUGGACAAAAUUGAUGUUCCAAGCACAUCUGGUUCGUCGGAUUGGUGGAGCCAUGAAAAUCAUGAAAGAUCAGAGCCAAAUUCAAAUGGACUCAAUUUGCAAGGGGAUGAUUCAGAAAGCAAAUUUCCUUUCUUAAAUUCUGGAAAUCCAGUUAUGCAUCUGGUAGCUUUUCUUGCUUCCGCACUGGGGCCAAGAGUGGCUGCUGCCUGUGCCCAUGCAUCCUUGGCUUCAUUAUCUAAGGAUAGUGACAAGGAAGGGAAUCCUAAUGCAGAGAUGACAAAUUCUAGUAGAAAAGGUCCUUGGAGCCAACAUGAUGCUGAAGGUGUUCCAUUAUCAGCUGAGAAAGUGAAUGCUGCUGCCAAAGAUGGACUUGUUGCUGCAGCCAUGAAGGCAAAGCUUUUUGCUGAUCAUGAAGAGCGUGAAAUCCAGCGGUUGUCUGCUAAUAUAAUAAAUCAUCAGUUGAAGAGGUUAGAGCUGAAGCUGAAGCAGUUUGCAGAAGUUGAGACCUUGUUGAUGAGAGAAUGUGAACAGAUGGAAAGGGCAAGACAAAGGAUUGCUUCUGAGCGGGCUCUCAUGAUGUCGGCACAGUUUGUAUCCGCUGGAGUGUCUCGACCAAUGGGCCUACCAGGUGUUGGUAAUGCUAUUGUAAAUAAUACUCCAGGGAAUAGCAGGCAGCAAGUUUCAGGCUCUCCACAGACGUUUGCUUCUGGGUAUGGCAAUAACCAACCCGUUCAUCCUCACAUGUCACUGAUGCAACAACAGGGAAUGUAUGGUCUUGGUCCAAGGUUGCCCCUUUCAGCAAUACAUCCAUCCUCGUCAGCCUCUAAUACUAUGUAUAGCCCUACAUCAAAUUCCCAGCCUUCUCUUGGUCAUCCGAUGCUCAGACCCGUAUCUGGGACUAAAUCUGGUUUAGGUUAAUCAAAGCACAAUCCAACAUUUGAAUUUGCUUGGAUCAACUUGUUGAGCUUUGGUGUACUGUAUGGAAAGAGUCAAAAGUGAAGGGAUGAUGACAUCUCCUUGAAUCAUUGGUUUUAUUUUGACAUGCAUGCUUGGUAUGGUGGUGGGUUAACUAGGGUGACCUGAUGCAGCUUGGAUGUGCAGACCUGACUUCCUCUGCAGAGAAUGGAUCAAUUGCUUGGUUGCUUAAGGCGGCUUUCUUCAAUGUUAAGACGUUCUGCUAAUUUUAUUGUGACCAUUACUAAU